Durotheca rogersii is the source of this 4200-nucleotide messenger RNA. Its product is annotated as VPS9 domain-containing protein. Gene Ontology annotation, molecular function: guanyl-nucleotide exchange factor activity; SNARE binding; phosphatidylinositol binding. Gene Ontology annotation, cellular component: tubular endosome; transport vesicle; plasma membrane. The record is from RefSeq and is a predicted model, not a curated record. The coding region runs from base 124 to 4068 and encodes 1314 amino acids. Gene Ontology annotation, biological process: early endosome to late endosome transport. Lineage: Eukaryota; Fungi; Ascomycota; Sordariomycetes; Xylariales; Xylariaceae. The transcript is spliced from 3 exons.
CUCCCGCGCGUCUCGAUCCCUUCCUCGCAUCGACCGUUGUGUCGACCGGGCGAGGCCGUUGAAUUCCUGGCGCAAAGCUGGGAAGCGGGCAUGGUUGGCGAGUUUCGGCGCACAGCUGUUUGAAUGCAACCCUUGAACCCCUUCCUAGCCGCCUUCUUCAAGCCUGGCAGUUCCAUCGUUGCCCAGUGCACCCCGGUCCACCAUUACGUCCUCCUAGUCCCGACCACCGAGUUCCUCCUUACCUCCCGCGAGACCGAAAGCGGCCUAUCCGUACCAGAUACCAUCGGAUCCGAAGAGUUCCUGGGAAGCCAUGUGCUGCGCAUUCCCAGUCCGGCCUCGGCUGCGGGAGGGAAGGAUAGCGUCGGGAACCUGCGUGAGCAGAAGGGCAAAGCCAGGCAAUACUCAACACUGAAUGGGCGCAGUGUUGUCAUCAAGGACUCCUUUAUCUUCACCAAUAAGGGAUUCAAGACGCUCGCCCAAACCCAGUUACUAGCCGAUUCCGUAUGGUAUGCCGAUAACAUCGAACCGCGGCAAUGGCUUAUAUACUAUAUAUUACGGCCUAUGGUCGGCGUCUGGGAAGAGAUAGAAAUUCCGCGUGCCAUUUUUACCGAGGGGAUGGCAAAGAGGAAGCUCGAGGAAGCCAAACGCGCCGCAGCCGUCGAGAAUGGCGAGCCGAGUCUACCCCGGAAAAAGGAGAUCAAGAGCUUCCAUGACCUUUUAAACAACUUCCCGAUGAUCGCGCGGCAGAUGCAGCCUGGCUUGGAGAAGCUCUUUAGAGAAUUCACCACUGUGUUUGAGAGACCUUUGCCACCGCCGCCGUCUGCGAUGCAUAUCCCCGAUCCCCUGCCAGAUGGCCCCAUCGCUACCGCCAUGAAAAGGGUUCGAUCGAACAGCCUAUCUACCCGGCGAACUAGCCUAGAAAGCCAAGGUAGUAUUCGUGCCACCGAUAGUUUCUAUGCUGAAGAGGACGACGAUAUAAUGAGAGUGUCCCUGGAGACGGCCGUCACCAAUGCCAUUGAUCUGUUCCAGGGCGUCGACAAGCAACAGCUUUCCAUGCUUGGCGCGACGACUGAGCUUACUGGGCCGGUCGUUGAGCGACUCAUCGAACGCUAUGUGACCGAGAAUGUCCAUAAUCUCAUCUGGCCUCGGCUGGCUGCCAUGCGACGACCCGAGGACUUGGAGCUCGAAGCAAAAAUAAGACAGAUGGAGUUUAUCGACAUCUCGCAAUUGGGCAUCUUCAUCGAAGGCGGCCCGAGAGGAAAGCACGCGCUCAUUGUACGGCUUGGGUAUGCGGUCGAGGAGUUCCGCAGGAUGAGCUCGUCGAUGUCUCCCCAGGAAAUGUUGGAAAUUUUGCUGUCGACAAUCAAGGCUACCACCCAGCUAGCCGAGCAGCCCAGGGCUAAUACGAAUUCUACCCCCACGUCCGAAAAGCCCAACCUCACUAUCAACGCAGACACCUUGGUAUCAUUGCUGCUCUAUGUCGUGAUUCGAGCUGGUGUCAAGCACCUCCAAGCUCGACUGCUUUACAUAAAGCACUUCGUCUUCAUCGACGACGUCGAUAGCGGCGAGUUAGGCUACGCUCUCAGCACGUUCGAAGCCGUACUCUCGUACCUCUCCACGGAUUCCAGCAGUCUGAGGAGGGCGAGCCGCCGCAAUAAGAAAUUAUGGGAUUCCGCUUCUAAAGGCGACAUCGAGGAGCUCAAGAGGAUGAUGGACCAGGAUGCGGAUGCGAUUGACGAAGAAGACGGUGAACAUGUCGGAUCCCCGAUAUCAGGCCACGCGUCGUCGAUGAGUUCGAGCGUAAUUGGUGGUUCUUCGAGACGAUCUUCGAUGACGUUUUCAGCAUCUGAGCCUUAUUCACAAGGUUCAGGAUUGAGCCACGUCUUUCCGUUCCAGAACCAAGUAGCGAACGACAUCCCGAUGACUCUAGCGAAGAAAGCGAAGAGAGUUGCUAUGGAUACUAGGAGUAUGUCAAGCGGUUCUGAAUAUUCGUAUCACUCCCGAACUGGGAGUUUCGGCACGCUUGGGAGCGGUCUCGAAGGCGACACAUCGAUCGAACGGUUAUGUCAGACUCAGGAUUCCUCGGGGGAAUCCAUACCCAUGAUGGCCGUCCAAAAUGGGCGACCGGAGGUGCUGAGGUACUUGCUCUCGCUCCAGUACUAUUUCCCUGCCAGCACCGUUCUGGACGACUGCAACAAUGAAGGUACCAGUCUAUUAAGCGCUGCUGUCCAGCUGGGCCAUACCGAACUAAUUACUAUCAUCCUCGACUUCGUCACCGCCUCGAUACCGGAGUCGCACUUGCGGGCCUACCUGUCUUCUCAGGACAAUCGCGGUCGCAGUGUUGCGCACUACUUGUUCCACGCGCCAUUCCUAAUCGCGCGCAUAGGGAGAUGGCUCCCCUGGCGGCAAAAAGACAAGAAUGGGCAGACGCCGCUGUUCGCGCUCUGCCGAUCGUACGACCACCAGAGCUAUCACGACAUGGUCGAAGCUGGCCUCGAAGCGGCGACCGAUGCCCAGGGCGAUGGCCAACCACUGCACUUGGAUGCUCACGUAGAUUCGAAGGGGAACACGCUCCUGCACAUCCUCAACGACCACCAGCUGGCGAUCAAGAUUCUCAUGCAGUGUGACAUCGAUGUCAACGCCACAAACGACAAGAAGUUCACAGCACUGAUGGUGGCAAGUAAAUACGGCCGCUUCGACAUGGUCAGGGCGUUAUACUUGGACCCGAGAGUAGACGUGGCGGCUAAGGAGCAGCGCGGGCUUACAGCUGUAGAGCUCGCGAAGGAUGACGACGUCCGCAACCGGAUUGACGACCUGGCGCUCUUCACCAUGCAUCCUGCCGACGACGGGCGGAUCACUGGCGUUGUGAGAUCGUUCUUCGUCGAGGACGCUACUAUCCGGCUAGUUCUAAAGUCGGGCGCGCCCGCGGACCGCGAUAGUUAUACGGUGACCACGUGCCGGCGCUCACUCGCCGACUUCGAGCGUCUGGCUAAUCUCUUGUCUAUCGAGAACCCAGCAUCUUGGAUACCAAAAGUCGUAAGCCAGCGGUCGCCGUUCCAGAUUCCGUCGCGGCCUUCCCGGGCUGUCCUCAGGGACAUCCAAAUACGGACCGACUGGUUCCUCAAGAUACUACUGGCUCACCCUACCUUUGCGACGCACGAAAUGCUGUGGGAGUUCUUCCUAGUGCCCGACCUACAGGCGGAUAUGAUGGAGCAGCGUAGCCGCCUGAAGGCAGAGACGAGAGCGGAGAAGGUUAGAGACGAGUUGGAGCCUCUAGAAGAUAUCCGCGAAGUUGACCAGUUUGUCGACCACGCCCGAGACAUGGUCCGCAGUGUCAACCAUUCGACUAAGAGUGUCGCACGGCGGGCUAACGCUAUCGGCGUCGUCGCCAACGAUUUCUACGACGCAGCAAGUCUACUAUCGCGAGGCGUGGCGAGCCUCGCUUUCCUCCCACGCAGUCACGUGUCUGCGUUUGAAGCUUACGUCCAUACCCUUCUCCCUCCGCAAUCUAGCGCCUCGUACAUAUUCCAUAAUUCGUAUCUAGCUCUCCAGUCCAGUAUCCAGGCCAUGCUCGCGUCCCUAACCCGGCCGCCUCAGCUCAUCGCCGAUAUCAUAACUGCUCGCAAGGCUAUGGAACGGAACUACAACUCGGUCUCCCGCUCGACGAGAUGGCCGCUCGGCCUCCUCGACGAGACGCGUCAGCGGCUCAACGAGGAGAAGGAGGAGAAGGCAAGACGCGCCCAAAUCGAGGUGGAUACGUUAAGCAAAGAGCUGCGGUACACGCAACAGACGGUGGCUGGAGAGUUAGCGGGGUGGCAAGAGAUGCAUGAACGCAUGGGCUGGAGAGCCAUCAAGGAUUUCGCCAAGGGAAUGCUUAUCCAGGAGCGCGAGCGGUUGCAGGGCCUCCGUAGAGCUCAGCGGAUGCUGCAGGAGCUAGAUGCGGGGCUCGGAAUUGGACCCCAAGACCCGGGUAACUAUGCCGGCGAGGUCGCGAUGAUAGAAAACGACGUCGUCGGGGAUCAUGGAAAUGGUGGCGAGUCUAGCGCCAUGGGCGAGGCGUUUGUGUGAUAGCAUAGACAGAACACCGGAUAUGUGCUCUCUCGUCGGCGAGAUGGCUAUCUCUAGGCAGCGCAAUACGGGCUGUUGAAUCGAGAGCCAGAACGAGGCGCAACCUCUCAUCGCCACAGCACGGGUAUCAAC